Corvus hawaiiensis (hawaiian crow) is the source of this 590-nucleotide messenger RNA. It is a transcript of the gene FCER1G, whose product is annotated as Fc epsilon receptor Ig. The transcript is spliced from 5 exons. The record is from RefSeq and is a predicted model, not a curated record. NCBI's taxonomy places the organism in Eukaryota, Metazoa, Chordata, Aves, Passeriformes, Corvidae. Gene Ontology annotation, biological process: cell surface receptor signaling pathway. Gene Ontology annotation, molecular function: IgE receptor activity. Gene Ontology annotation, cellular component: Fc-epsilon receptor I complex. The coding region runs from base 53 to 325 and encodes 90 amino acids.
GGCGCCGGCGCUGCGGUCACUCCACUCGUGACCGGGGGACCCCACAGGGGACAUGGGGACAGCGGGGUCCCGCUGGCUGCUCAGCCUCGUCCUGCUGGGGGGGCCCGGCCUGGCCGCAGGGGCCCUGGUGGAGCCCGAAAUCUGCUACGUGCUGGACGCCAUCCUCUUCCUCUACAGCCUCAUCCUCACCGGCCUCUACUGCCGCCUCCGGUUCAUGGCUCGGCGAUCCCGGGGAGCUCCUGAGCAGAAGGAAGAGGCCGUGUACGCCGGUCUCAGCGCUGGCAACCAGGAGACGUACGAGACCCUCCAGAUGAAACACUCGUGACCCCCCCCGACCGUCCCCGUCCCCCCAACACCCGAAGACCCCCCCCCUGCCCUCCCCCCUUCCCAGGACUGUCCUGGGAAACUGGAGCGCUUUUUUCCCCCCUGGAAAUGGCUGAUUUGGCCCCAAAUUGCUGCUGCGGGGCUGAGCCCCCCCUGCCACAUCUGGGGGGCUGCCCCCUCUCUUUCCUGUUCCCCUCUCCCCCCAUGGGGUUUCUGUACGGGGAGGGGGGGUGGGAGCUGAGCAAAUAAAUCCCAUUUGGCCCGGG